Messenger RNA from Ochotona curzoniae (black-lipped pika), 3418 nucleotides. It is a transcript of the gene ZC2HC1A, whose product is annotated as zinc finger C2HC-type containing 1A. Bases 66 to 1160 code for a protein of 364 amino acids. NCBI's taxonomy places the organism in Eukaryota, Metazoa, Chordata, Mammalia, Lagomorpha, Ochotonidae. The record is from RefSeq and is a predicted model, not a curated record. The transcript is spliced from 10 exons.
ACAGCCGGAGCUGGGCGGUGGCGGGCGCUGCUGGAGCGUCCAUCCGAUCGGGAGGCGCUGGCGCAAUGGACGGACUGGAAGAGAAUGGAAGUGUUGUCCAAGUAGGAGAAUUACUGCCUUGCAAGAUUUGUGGAAGAACAUUCUUUCCAGUAGCAUUAAAAAAGCAUGGACCUAUUUGCCAGAAAACUGCAACCAAAAAACGGAAGACUUUUGAUUCAAGCAGACAGAGAGCUGAAGGAACGGAUAUUCCAACAGUAAAACCUCUUAAACCAAGGCCAGAACCACCAAAGAAGCCAUCUAAUUGGAGAAGAAAGCAUGAAGAAUUUAUUGCCACCAUUCGAGCAGCUAAAGGCCUUGAUCAGGCACUGAAAGAGGGUGGCAAGCUUCCUCCCCCUCCUCCACCUUCCUAUGAUCCUGAUUAUAUUCAAUGCCCAUAUUGCCAGAGGAGAUUCAAUGAAAAUGCAGCUGAUAGACAUAUAAAUUUCUGUAAAGAACAGGCAGCGCGUAUUAGCAAUAAAGGAAAGUUUUCUACAGAUACCAAAGGAAAACCAGCUUCCCGGACGCAGUAUAAACCACCUGCAGUUAAGAAGUCCAGUUCUCCUGGAACCACAUCGUCAGGAUCUUCACGAUUACCACAACCAAGUGGAACUAGCAAACCUGUUGUAGGUUUGCCUUCAGGUAAAGUGUCUUCAGUUAACAGCUCUUUGGGAACUAAACUUCAGACCUUAUCUCCCUCUCAUAAAGGGAUGGCAGCCCCUCAGACAGGUAAGAUGGGCAUGUUAGGCCCUCCACUUCGAACUGGAAGAAAUAUGCAAAAGUUGUAUGACUGUGAUACAAAAUCAAACAGUGCCAUCAAAAGACAUGAGUUAUUACCCAUUUACAAAACUAACAUCAAACCUCGAAAUUCCACACCACCUAGUUUGGCAAGAAACCCUGCCUCGGGUGCACUUACAAACAAAAGAAAAACAUAUGGAGCUGACAGUCAGGUAGCAAGGCCAGAUGGGGACUACACAUCUUCGUUUAAUGGUGGAAGCAUUAGAAGCACUGAAGGAAAUUCAUCUGGACACUUACCAAAAUUUUGCCACGAGUGUGGGACUAAAUACCCUGUAGAAUGGGCGAAGUUCUGUUGUGAAUGUGGCGUUCGGAGAAUGCUUCUAUGAAUAGCAACCCAGAUGAAAAAGAACCAGGUUCAGAAUUCUAUGAUUAUUGCUGCUUGGACAGCUAGAGCACUUCCUCUGGUUAUUUUGUGCUAAAAAUAUUCAAAAUAUCUUUACUGGUAAUUUUGGGCACAUAUCUUAUGGUUGUAUUAUGAGUAUUUGUAUAUAUGUGUACAUAAGCUGUAUAGAAUAAAUACCUGAUGAUAUUCCUUAAACUAUACCAUGCAAGGAAAUACUUGUCUUUCAGAAAAUAAUUUCUAAUGGAACCAUUAACUUAGGUAUUACAUUUCUCCUGUAGUGCAGGCACAUUCAGUGUAUGUGUCCACAAAUUCUCAGACUUUAUGCUUCACACUUGGGGUAAUCAGAAGGUUAAAAACAAAUCAGAGUGAUUGUUUUCAUUAUUGAUGCCUGUCUCUAGAUAGUGGUGUGAUAGGAUGGCAUAUUCUGAAUUUACUGAUUGAGGAUAAUGAUUUUAGUACUAUUGGGUUUGUGAGGUCAUUUUCCUAUUGAGAUUUUUAAUUAAGUUAUAGCUAAUUUUAUAAAUCCUAAAAAAAAUGCAAGCAGUAGACCCCCCGAGAUCGACAUUGCUCACAGCGUAUUAUUAAUUAUGUAAAGAUUAUUACUACUCAUUCUGUGAAAAUGUAAUGAUGCAUUUCUUUUCAGAGACACAAAUUUAAAGACAUGUCUAAUUUAUAACCAAAUGAGCUUUUAAAACUUUUGUGUGAAUUAGUUGAACAAUUAUGUUUUCUUCCUGCAUUCUAAUCAUGUUGCCAAAUUUCUCAUUCCUUUUUCUUUUCCAAAACCUUUAUGGAGCACUUUUAGUUUACUGCUUCAUUUUUAUAAAUUUUUGUUAUAUCCUACAUGUUUAAAAUUUUUUAUUUUUGUGUAACUGAAUUUAGAAUAAACUAUUUCUAAUACAUCUUAAGGCACUUCACCUAAUAAAUAAUAACCACAGUAUUAAUCAUUAGUGCUGAGCAUGCAAGUCAAAAGUAUUUGAAUAUUAGUUCCUUGACGUAUAUUUAAAUACAGAUGUGAGUAGGAUAAAAGGAUAUUUCAUUUUUCCUACUCAUUUUGUUUAGUGUUUAGUAUUGAAUCACCAUUCACAUCUCAAAGUCAAAAUAUGUUUAAUGUGUAACCAACCUGUUAUAUAACUAAAUAUAUACAAAAGUUUGUAUUUUUUUCUUCAGCUCGACUAAAAAUGAGCUUUCAAUCAUCGUCAUUUUUAGGAUGACACAGUGUUUAGUAGGAAAUCAGUCAUUUUGUAGUAAUUUCAGUUCAGUCAAAUGUAAGUGAACAUCUUAAAAAGGUAGAAGCAAACCUUUUAUAUCUUAUGUAAUCUCUAGCUUGUUUAUGAUUCUGAUCAACUGUAUUCAUUGUAAAAAAUUGUAGGUUAUAGUUUUUCAGAAAUUCUGAAUUUUUCUUACUUGCUUUUUUAUUGUUGAUUUGUGCAGGAGUUUAAACCUAGUUUAUUUAUAGGAUUAUUAUUUUUGUGUACCUUAUAGAUUUCUUCCUGAUAAUUUUUAUUAGUAUUUUCCUUUCUAUCAUAUUCAGUCAUAUUGAUAAAGAAAAAGCAAAUAUCCAUCAGCUAGAAUAAGCUAUAAUGUGUUUAAAGACUUGUGUAUGCAUUGGGCUUCCUCUUCGUUAUGUUUAUUCUAUCCUCAUUGUCAGAAAUCAGAUGAGGAGCACUGAACACUUUCUUUUAUCUUAGGAAUGAGCACUAUUUUCAUUCUAGUAUUUUUAAAGAUUGUAUAAUUUUUUCGUGUGUGCUUAAGGCAGGGGUAGGUUAAACUAAAUAACAAAAAAUUUUUAAAAGGUGAGUAAAUUGGCAUAUGUUUGUUUCUCACUGAAUUUUAUAGUAGCAAGUAAAUGUUGUAGUCUGCCAAAUGAAAUUGAAUUGGUAAGAGAUGAUCUAAUCCAGGCCUCAAAGAUUAUUAUAAGCAGUAAGUAGAUGAAAUAUAUUUAUGACAUAUAAACAUGUGACAAUUUAAAUGCAUUUCAUAUUGCAUAUCUUGUUCUCACAUUGAUUUUUUGUGCAAUUCUUGUUGAGAAAAUUUUCUAUGCAUCAUUUUAUUUAUUUUCACAAGUAUUUGUGUAGUAGAAUAAGAAAUGAUAAGCUUAAAUUAAAUUGUAAAAAUUAUAUAUUAUUCUGAAAGUCGUUAGCUUGAAAAAGUAAGAAUGUGGCUGCUGUUUGUUGUCUCUUAAGUGUUUUUAUCAAGAUGUUAUCUUUUUCGAGUCAAUUCAAUAAAGACACAAAGCAUAAA